GUUAAUGACGACGACGAAGAAGAAGUACCGUAGCAUCUUACCUUCAGGAGGAAAAAUAGAAAGUCUUGUUAAUUUUGAAAUCAGAAGCAGCAGAGACUCUUUAUUUUUCUUUAAAACAUUUAGUAGGUUUGUGCUUUUCUUUAGCUCUGUUUUUGAAAACUUGAACUUGCUGACAGAUGAGACCCGCCAUGUUUUGCUAACUAGCUACAUAAGCAAACAAACUACUUUUCCGGUUUCAUGUCGGUUUCUGUUAGCCUCGGGGCUAACUGUCGCUGUAGGCGUGUGGGUUAGUUGGUUAUGGACUGAGAAGUGGUUAUGUUGAGAUUAUUGAGUGUUUCCAGGCUUGUACGCAGGGCUGUGUGUGUCAGUGCUGAAGAAAUGGGCAAGAAGGGCAGUUUCUUUUACGCUGUAAGGAAAGGACACAGGCCUGGUGUGUACCAAACAUGGGAAGAAUGCAAGUUUCAAGUGGACAGAUUUCCUGAUGCACGAUAUAAAAAGUUUGCUACUGAAGAUGAUGCAUGGGCUUUUGUCAGGAACAAGACAACAUCCACAGAGAGUUCUGAAGCCACCCUGCCAAGCACAAGUGUUCCUGUUGGCUCGAAAAGGUCCAUUGAAGAGGAUGAGGUUGAUGGAGGGAGUGUGAAACGAGUGAAACUUGAGCCCUCUGCUGCCAACAGUACUAAGGGGUUCACUUACAUGGGAGAUGCGGUGGUGGUGUACACAGAUGGCUGUUGUACGAAAAACGGGAGAAAUGGAGCUCGUGCAGGGAUUGGAGUGUACUGGGGUCCCGAUCACCCUCUUAACGUUUCAGAGAGGUUAUCAGGGAGACAAACCAACCAGCGAGCCGAACUACAGGCAGCCUGCAGGGCUCUGGAACAAGCCAGAGAUAUGGACAUCAAAAAGCUGGUCCUCUACACAGACAGCAAGUUCACUAUUAACGGGAUUACUAGCUGGAUAAAGACCUGGAAAGUCAACAGCUGGAGACUCAAAACAGGUGGCAAUGUGGUCAAUAAAGAGGACUUCCAAAAGCUUGAUGAACUAAAUGAAGAACUUGAUGUUAAAUGGAUGCACAUCCCAGGCCAUGCUGGCUAUUUAGGAAACGAGGAGGCAGACAGACUCUCUAGAGAGGGAGCAGCAAAGCCUCAGUGGUAACUGGUGCUGGCUGACUAAGGCUGCUGCUGCUGCGUUACUGCAUGAGCUCAGGUUAUUAGUGUUUGUGUGGAGUUAUUGGAAAGUAAACUCCUCCUGCAUUUUUAUUUUCAGUUCAUUUUAUUUUUUUCUGUAAAUAAAUAUUCAUCUGAAUUCGGAUGCUUUUGCAAGCGUUUUUAUUUUAUUUUUCCCCCUUUUCUGGAUGCAAACCUUUACAGGUAUGAUAAAAGAAGUGGUGUUUUCUUGAGGGUUUGUGGAUACAUAAUCAGAUCAUUAAUAACCAGUAAUUAACUGUUAGUAGGUCAUAUUAUGUAAUUAUUUAUAUAGACGUCGAAUUUGUAUUGUCCGUUGGUUUUGAUACGGAUUGUGAUCACCCACCCACUGUAAUACUGUAGUGUAACACCAGAUGGCACUGCAGUGUUUUCGUUCUGUGGAUCGGUACUGGCGAAGACCGGAGGCAUAAUGUGUGAAAGGAAAUGCAAGUAAUUGAGGGACAUUUUAAACCAUUUCUGCGUUGCGUAAUAACUUGUAUUGUGCAUUCGUAGUGUUCACCAGGAGUGUACGUUUUGUGGGGGGAAAAUAUAUAAAACGUGUAUUAUAGUUUAUUAAUUAAAUAUCUUUGUACCAAACUUUUGAGACAAUGCUGAAUAAAUGUAUUUGGAUUUGUUGUA
This is a messenger RNA of Neoarius graeffei (lesser salmon catfish), 1820 nucleotides long. RefSeq names its product ribonuclease H1 (gene rnaseh1). The transcript is spliced from 8 exons. The record is from RefSeq and is a predicted model, not a curated record. The coding region runs from base 316 to 1152 and encodes 278 amino acids. Gene Ontology annotation, molecular function: RNA-DNA hybrid ribonuclease activity; magnesium ion binding; nucleic acid binding. Lineage: Eukaryota; Metazoa; Chordata; Actinopteri; Siluriformes; Ariidae. Gene Ontology annotation, biological process: DNA replication, removal of RNA primer.